Molecule: messenger RNA, 2660 nt
Organism: Megalobrama amblycephala (Wuchang bream)
Lineage: Eukaryota; Metazoa; Chordata; Actinopteri; Cypriniformes; Xenocyprididae
Gene: lrtm1
Product: leucine-rich repeat and transmembrane domain-containing protein 1
Exons: 3
Coding region: 397-1476 (359 amino acids)
Molecular function (GO): protein binding
Source: RefSeq, a predicted model, not a curated record
GUUCUCUGCCUGCGGACACUCAGUGAUGUCAGAGCAGUUCAACAGAACACUGUGUGUGUGUGUGUGUGUGUGUGUGUGUGUGUGUGUGUGUGAGAGAGAUAGAUAGAGAGAGAGAGAGAGAGUCAAAGAGUGGCCCUUGACAAUGAGAGUGUGUUUUUAUUUGAGUGUGGUUAUGUAUGAGGCAAUGGAUGUGAAGAUGAUACCAAGCAAAACAUGAAGGUUUUGGCAUACAUGCACAUAUACAGAGAACGAAAGAGAGAUAGAAAAAGGCACAGAAGAAGAAAAUGACUGUCGUCCAGUAAUGCAAGUUAUUAUUUCUGGGAUUCUGAGCUUUAAUCUGAUCAGACAUGCUGGACUAACCCUGGACACGCUGACAGGAGGAACGCUCUAGAAACCAUGACAGGUGUUGUCUUUGCAUUAUCCAGCCUGUUAUUACUCCAGACAGUCUCCUCUUGCCCCAAAGAGUGCUUGUGUGACACUCACACCAAAGUGGUGGACUGCCGGGGACGAGGACUGUAUGAUGUUCCACGUCAACUCCAUCAAGACACCCUGGAGCUGUAUCUCCAAAAUAACCGUCUCCGAGGCCUGGGCUCCAUGUCCUUUAGAGAGACACCACAACUUCAAAUUCUGGACCUGGCCAACAAUUCAAUCACAAUGCUUUCCCCCAGUGCCCUUCUGGGACUUAGAAGCUUGAAGGUCCUCAGCCUGGCCAAUAACUCUAUCCGGGAGGUGGACCGGCGCCUUCUGGUGUCAAUAAGAAAUCUAACUACAUUGGACCUGUCCUUUAACACCAUAGGUGGUCUACCUGGAGCUCUUGCUGAUAGUUUCCACUAUCUUACCCAUCUGUCUCUCCAUCACAAUCGGCUAACUAAGCUGGACCGUAUACACCUGGAGGCUCUCGGAAAUCUGAAAUUUCUGCAACUGAAGGGCAAUCCUUGGAGAUGUGACUGUCAUCUCAUAGGACUCAAACUAUGGUUGGAGACGUUUGCCUUCAAAGGUGGAGUGGUCGACAGCAUCACGUGCGUCCAGCCUCAUCUCAUGCUGGAGCGAGACCUCCGGCACAUUCCCUACGAGCUUUUCCACGCCUGCAUGAUCACCAGCUACAGCUACAUGUUCGCCAACAUCCACUACCUGGACGGCAAGCACCGAAUGCUCAGCGGACAGCUCCAUCCGAGCCCCAGAGCGCCGUCCGGGAGUGAUUUCAGCCCCCCGGGAGAGGCCAUACUCCCCGAGUGUGAGGCCAAGCAGAGACCCCGGCCUGCGAACUACAGACACGCCAUAGCCACAGUCGUCAUCACGGGAGUGAUUUGUGGAAUCGUGUGUUUGAUGAUGUUGGCAGCAGCUGUUUACGGAUGUGCGUAUGCAGCAAUUAACGCCAAGUAUCAAAGAGAGCUGAAGCAGAAAGCAAAAGAGGCGGGUGUAGGAGAAGAGCGGAAAAACAUUGAAAGAGAGGAGAAGAAGGAACCGCUGGAGUGAUGAGAAGACAAAUACACAUCAAUGAUGCACUCCACAGUAUCCACAUACAGUUGUGUACCUAAGUUCUUUUAAGGCUAGUCGGUGCACUUGGAAGCCAUACUGGCGAUGUCCCCGGGCAGCUAUUUUCUAGUCAUGCAAAUACAGCUCCUACCUAAAAGGGAAAGAUGGUUUAUCAAGAUAGCAUACGCUUCUUCUUUAGCCUCAAUCAGGCUGGGAAAGCUGUAUUUUUCAGGCUGCUAAAGCAAAUGCACAUGCACUAGAGUAAAACCAAUAGGCGAUACUUCUGGUAAAAAGGCAGUUGGCUCUUUGUCAAUCCAAACAAACAUUACAAGACUACAUGUCCUGCUGUUUCAAAGGACAAGUUUGCAGAUUUUCAACUUGUAGCUUUGUAUUGUCAGUAGUGUAUGUGUUACCUGCAACCAGAUAUUCCCAUUUAUUUAACUUUUGACAGCUCCAAGGCAGAUCAUACUUCUGUCCAGUGCAUUAGUGAAAGUUUUUGGUGAAAGGGAACACCACAGCUCUUUUUCUCAUUUUUCUUUAGUCGUGUAGAACCAGUUUAAAAAACUCCUUUUAACUGCAUAGAUAACAAACAUUUUAUUAAAAGCCCAUCUUGCCAACAGUGAAUUACCCUUUUAAUUGUGCAACAAAAUGCCACAACAUUGUAAAUUCCACCACAAAUAUUUCAAAUAUAUUCAAAUAUUUGUAAAAUCAACCACAAACGGGAAAGAGAAUGAUUAGAGGUUCAGGGGUCGGCAACCUUUUUUGUCAUGAAGUGCCAUUUUCUUUAAAAAUUUGUUUAUUGAGAUGUGUAAAGUUUCCUAGUUAAUCACUGUGAUUAAUCCACCACACAUAAUCAUAUUUUAAAAGUUCAUAGCAGCUUAUUUGAAAGAUUAACACACUUUACUGUUGAAACCUGAAGAUAAAACACGACUUGAUCAAUCACAAACUUGCUUAUUUGAUUAGUAACAGAAAUAGUGCAGAACUUUAAGUAUUUCUGAAGCAAUUUUUCCAUAAAAUUGUAUUUAAAUUAGUCAAAAGCCUACAAGUUAGUUUUUUAAGGUUUAAAGGUGCCCUCGAAUGAAAAAUUUAAUUUACCUUGGCAUAGUUGAAUAACAAGAGUUCAGUACAAGGAAAAAACAUACAGUGAGUCUCAAACUCCAUUGUUUCCUCCUUCUUAUAUAAAU